GCGUUAAUAUAAUUUAUUUAUUAAAACCUUAUACAUUAUUUAUAUUUAGGAAAGACAACGAUAAAAUAGAAAGGAUAAAACUGCUUAGAGAAUCGUCCAGAAGAGUUAAUUUGGGAGCUGAAACUUUACCAUCAAUAUGCAGUUAUACGUUAUUAAAUGCAAAUCAUAAUGUAUCCAGUGCUGAAGUGGCCGAAGAUUCCAGUAUGUUAGCUGUUGGAAUGGCGGAUGCAUCAAUAAAAGUAUACACAUUAAUUCCACAAAAAUUAAGAUCGAUGAAAAGCGCCGAUCAACUUCAAGAUAUCAAUAUCGACGCGGAUGAUGUUCUCGUUCGAAUGAUGGAUCAAAGAUCUGGGGAAUCUUCCAGAACGAUGUUUGGCCAUUCCGGCGCUGUAUAUUCCCUGGCGUUUUCACCAGAUCGUUCUCUUUUAUUGAGUUGUUCUGAGGAUACCACAAUCCGUUUGUGGAGUCUUCAAAUUUGGAAUUGUGUUGUUGUUUAUAAAGGUCAUAUGUACCCGGUUUGGAACGUUCGAUUUUCACCGAUGGGUUAUUAUUUUGCAACGUGUUCUAAUGAUAGAACAGCGAGAUUAUGGGCNGACCUGUCUGUCCUAUGUACAUCAUCUUCAGGAACAAUAGCCACGUCGGUUUCACUCUUAGUUUUCAUAAUCUGA
Molecule: messenger RNA, 668 nt
Organism: Onthophagus taurus
Lineage: Eukaryota; Metazoa; Arthropoda; Insecta; Coleoptera; Scarabaeidae
Source: RefSeq, a predicted model, not a curated record